AGUAAUGGAUAGUUCCCUUUCAAUCCGUUGGGAAAACAAAAAUGGAGCUCGAACCACCACCACCACCACCACCGAUCGAACCACCGUCCACGUGUCCUGAUCAAAGCACGGCGUCGGAUCCUACUGAGGAUGACCGCACCGAAUCAAAACCCUCUCUGAGCCAGACCGAUAUCUUGAGAGCCCUAGAGGUGGUGGAGAGAGACUCUUCGGCCAUCGCAGAGAGCUACGGUUCUCUCUUCGCUUCUCUUCGUUUAGCUCUAUCUGAGGUUACUAGUAGCUCAGUUGAUCAUAUGCAAUGUUUCAGUGAUGCGGCGGGUCGCCUUCAAGAAUCUGUUCUUGAUGCAUCAACAAAGGGGAAUCGGUAUAUAAAUUCGUGUCUCAGAUUAAAUGAGGAGAUGAAGGGCGUAGACAGUCUAGCUACACAGCUAAAACUCCUGAGGAGAAAUGUAGAUGCUUUAGACUCUGCUGUGAACAAGCUCCUCCGUCUUCCAUGAAGUUUUAGCUGCUUGGAUCAGUCUUUACAUCAAUUUCAUAAUCAUGAUCCUUUACCUCCUCUCUAUAAAUGUAUGGUUAUUUUGUUUGGGAAUUAGAAAUUGAUUUUAUGAUAAUACAGAAACAAUUUUCUUUGAACAUUUUGAGUUCUGAUAUGCUUAACAAGCUGCCCAGUCAUUGCAAAACCAACCAGGAGAUUUUCACCUUUUGGCUGAUUAGUUUAGGAUUUUGAACGCUUUGUUAACUUCUGCCUAUUUUGGUCAAUAUUUGAAUCGGCUCAUUCCAAAUUU
Messenger RNA from Quercus lobata, 782 nucleotides. RefSeq names its product BLOC-1-related complex subunit 6. Lineage: Eukaryota; Viridiplantae; Streptophyta; Magnoliopsida; Fagales; Fagaceae. The coding region runs from base 42 to 494 and encodes 150 amino acids. The record is from RefSeq and is a predicted model, not a curated record. The transcript is spliced from 5 exons.